Molecule: messenger RNA, 1378 nt
Organism: Mollisia scopiformis
Lineage: Eukaryota; Fungi; Ascomycota; Leotiomycetes; Helotiales; Mollisiaceae
Product: NAD(P)-binding protein
Exons: 4
Coding region: 139-1206 (355 amino acids)
Source: RefSeq, a predicted model, not a curated record
GCCUUGCUCUCAAGUACAAAUCGUCAUUGCCCCGCUUUUGCACUACCCCACCAUUCAGCAUUGUAAAACCUCCCCUCCUAAUUCUCAUUCAAUCCCCUAACCAUUGGAGAAAAACAAUCUCACGGUUGUACAAACAAUAUGGCACCAAAGAUCUUCAUAACAGGAGUAACAGGUUACAUUGGAGGCGAUGCACUCUACGCCCUAGAGAAGGCUCAUCCAGACUACGAAUAUACCGCAAUCGUCCGAAACUCGGACAAGGGAGCACCAGUAGCAGCUGUGUAUCCUAAAAUAAGACUCGUCUACGGAACACUUGAUGAUUCCGAGCUCAUCGAGGAAGAAAGUGCCAGAGCAGACAUUGUCAUUCACACGGCCGAUUCAUCAGAUCACCCAAGAGCAGCGAAAGCAAUCGCCGCCGGUCUUGCAAAGGGUCACACGAAGGAAAACCCAGGCUACUGGCUCCACACCUCAGGAACCGGUAUCUUAAUUUGGAAAGAUGUCGAAGAUGGCAAGUUCGGCGAACCUCCAUCCCAGCCACCUUACGACGAUCUUGAAAAUGUUACCGGUCUUACGGGCCUUCCGGACAAAGCCUUUCAUCGUGAUGUCGACAAAAUCGUCUUAGCAGCCGGAUCUGACAGUGUGAAGACAGCCAUCGUUUGUCCGCCUACGAUCUAUGGACCAGGAAGAGGACCGGGAAAUAAAGACAGCAGACAGGUUUAUUACUUAUGUAAGCUCACGUUGAACGAAGGUCAGGCGCCCAUGGUGGGUAAGGGCUUGACGGAAUGGGAUAAUGUCCAUGUUCACGAUUUGAGCGAUCUUUUCGUAUUGCUUGUUGAUGCGGCACUCAAGGGCGACAAGGAGCUAGAUUCGAAGUUGUGGGGCAAGGAGGGGUACUUUUUGGCGGAGAAUGGCCAUCAUGUGUGGGGUGAGUUGUCGAAGCAGAUUGGAGAGGUGGCGUUUGAGAAGGGUUAUAUUAAAGAAAAGGAUGUUAAGCCAAUGAGCCGCGAAGAAGUCGAAAAGGUAACAGGGUUCCAAGGCCAAACAUGGGGCCUGAACUCCAAAGGCUACGCCAAACGGGCAAGAAAGUAUCUAGGAUGGACACCCAAGAGCCGAAGUCUCAAGGAUGAGCUUCCUUAUAUUUUGGAUCACGAGGCGACUUUACUUGGGAUCAAGAAGGGUCAUGCUGAGAAGGCGGCUGGUGCGAAUUAAAAAGUGGAAUCUACAUGAUGGGACGAGGGCAGGAAAAGCACAUGCGAUUACAAUGUGAUGCUAUGGUCCAUGACUGAUAUCUGGAUGUCGGGACACAAGAAAGAUCAAAUUACCUGCCUCGACAUUGCUGUGCGGUUAUGUUGGGACACUGAAUUCAUUAUCUAUACAGGAA